ACUUUUCUAGCAAGUGCGUCAUUCACUAUGAACAUGGCGGGUACAGUGGCAAAGAAGUGCAUCGCUCCUCUCGUUUUAGUCAACAGAAGACUUUCUGCUCCAGAAUUUAUUAUUCAGUCUUCCUAUCACAAGAAGGUGGUAGACCACUAUGAGAACCCAAGAAAUGUUGGGUCCUUGGACAAGAACUCCAGGAAAGUGGGGACAGGUUUGGUGGGUGCCCCUGCGUGUGGUGAUGUCAUGAAGCUCCAGAUUGAGGUGGACGACCAGGGGAAGAUUGUGGAUGCGAGGUUCAAGACGUUCGGCUGUGGCUCUGCCAUUGCCUCCAGCUCCCUGGCGACGGAGUGGGUGAAGGGUAAAUCUGUUGAUGAAGCCCUGACGAUUAAGAACACGGAUAUCGCUAAGGAGCUCUGUCUUCCUCCAGUCAAACUCCACUGUUCUAUGCUGGCUGAAGAUGCCAUCAAAGCCGCCCUGGCUGACUACCGUCUCAAACAGAAGGACGACCAGAAGGAGGCCAUCAAAGCCAGCAACUAGAGCCUUUCCUCCUCCUGUCCUGGACAACUCCUCCACUUCCUGUAGUGCAUCUCCUCUACUUCCUGUAUGCUACUACAGGGGACAUGGAGUCCCCCCCACAUCACCUCCAGUAUAGCUAAUGCCGGGGCACCUCCCUGAGUCCAGGACACCCUCAGGCCUACUUAGACAAGGCUUCUCACCAGGCCCUGUUACAGAGACCCUUUCUCUAGCCUGUCACAUUAACGCACAACGUAAACACGGAUCGGUGUCAUUGGUACAAGUUCAGCCUUAUUUGCAGUGAGAAAUAUAGAUCCCGAGCGUAGGAGAGUUAGGCUUGGUGUUUUGUUCUUUUUACAGUAUUGAAUAUUUGUCAUGAAGUGGUCAUGCUUGAAGCAGAGGUCGAGUUAUUGAUCAUGACCUUUUAAGGUUGUCUUGUCCAAUCAACGUCCAUGAAACGUAUUGUUUUGAAGAUUAUUAUGGAAAGCUAUGCAGUGUAUGUCAGAUGCUUGCAAACUAUCCAAAUGUUUAUUGAUUUGUUUGUGGUAGUAUUUCAGACAUGCUUCCUGAUCAUAUCUCAAUAAAAUAUACUCAGUAACA
This is a messenger RNA of Hypomesus transpacificus, 1107 nucleotides long. RefSeq names its product iron-sulfur cluster assembly scaffold protein IscU-like. Lineage: Eukaryota; Metazoa; Chordata; Actinopteri; Osmeriformes; Osmeridae. Gene Ontology annotation, molecular function: 2 iron, 2 sulfur cluster binding; ferrous iron binding. Gene Ontology annotation, cellular component: cytoplasm; mitochondrial matrix. Bases 28 to 531 code for a protein of 167 amino acids. The transcript is spliced from 5 exons. Gene Ontology annotation, biological process: intracellular iron ion homeostasis; iron-sulfur cluster assembly. The record is from RefSeq and is a predicted model, not a curated record.